GCAGGUAUGUUGAUGAAUGUAGCCUUUUUCCUCCCGCCUUCCAUCUUCAAAGAGAAUACUUCUCAUCUGUUCGUCAUCAAUAAGUUGCGCCACCAGGAGGAAGCAGCCAGGUGUGCCACAGCAGUCUCCCAAGCUCAGCAAGGCCGCUGGACGAAAUGGGAAGGUGUGGAGAGGAGGAAUAUCACAUGGAGCGAUCUGUGGAGCAUGGAGUCCAAUAGGCUAAGCUUCAUCAUUAGAGCCACUUAUGAUGUCCUGCCCUCUCCAACCAACCUACAUGUCUGGUAUGGAGAGGACCCAGCCUGUCUCCAGUGUGCAGCCCCGGCAAUCCUCAAACACAUCUUGGUGGGUUGCAAGACCAGCCUAACGCAGGGAAGAUACACCUGGCGCCACAACCAGGUGUUGAAGUGCUUGGCUGCCGAACUGGAGAACAGGAGGGUGACCACCAAUGCCAUGUCUCAAAACGGCCAGACUACAAACCCACGGAAAACAACUUUUUCGUUCGGGAAGGGGAGAAGAGGGACCAAGUCACCUCCUCCGGAUCCAGGCCCACUGAACGCAGCCCGGGAUUGGGAAAUGCGUGUGGACCUCACCCAGAGACUCACCUUCCCACCCGAAAUUGCAGCUACCAACCUGCGCCCAGACCUGGUCCUCUGGUCCAAAUCCUGCCGGCGUGCCUUCAUCGUUGAGCUGACCGUCCCAUGGGAAGAUGCCAUCAGGAAAAGUUCUUUGGUGUUGCUUUAAAGACAACACCACAACAAGACAUUUCACUUGUGGUGCACAUACAUUGCAAUGGUUGAAGAUCUUCUCCUCUUUAUCAGGGGAACACGAGAAGCAAAGUGGAGUCUCCACCUAUCAGGUGUGCGUUCCAUCAUGCCAUGGUUCUUCUCUUAUGACAGGAUC
Alosa alosa (allis shad) is the source of this 900-nucleotide messenger RNA. RefSeq lists its product as uncharacterized. The record is from RefSeq and is a predicted model, not a curated record. The transcript is spliced from 2 exons. NCBI's taxonomy places the organism in Eukaryota, Metazoa, Chordata, Actinopteri, Clupeiformes, Clupeidae. The coding region runs from base 7 to 741 and encodes 244 amino acids.